Molecule: messenger RNA, 720 nt
Organism: Uncinocarpus reesii 1704
Lineage: Eukaryota; Fungi; Ascomycota; Eurotiomycetes; Onygenales; Onygenaceae
Exons: 1
Coding region: 1-720 (239 amino acids)
Biological process (GO): mitochondrial translational initiation; ribosome disassembly
Cellular component (GO): mitochondrion
Molecular function (GO): ribosome binding; translation initiation factor activity
Source: RefSeq, a predicted model, not a curated record
AUGUCCCACACGCGGCCUGUCUUUUCGGCCGCCCAAGCCCUCCGCUCUGCAUUCCUCCCACCAGUUCAAGUCCAUGCACGCCGUCCAGCCAUCGGAUCCCUCAACAUAUACCGACCAAAAGGCCGCAAUAUCUCCUAUCGACCACGCUUUGACCAUUUUAACACCGAGCCUCCUGAAAAUGCUCCUCGUCUAAGUGUUGCCACAACCCCUUCUCCCAACGCUCCUGCAGACAGCGCCAUUCGCUAUCCUAUCAUUCAGACCAUGAACGAGGACGGAACAUUGAACCCCCCGACACCGCUGCGGCAGGCUUUGCGCAACGUCAAUCAAUUGGACGAAUCUCUUAUUCUGCUACAACACCCUACCGAUGACUACCCGGCCAUUUGCAAGGUCUUCAGCAAAAAAACCCUUCGCCAGCAGCAAUAUGCUAGAACCCGAACAGCGAAGCUAAAGCUUGCAAAGCAAGUUGAGUUGAACUGGGCAAUUGAUCCUCAUGACCUCAGCAAACGGCUGGAUCAGGUAGAAUCCUUCCUUGCCAAGGGGAAAAAGACGGAGCUGGUCCUAACCCCAAAACGGAGAGCACGAAGGGCAACACCAGCCGAAGGAGAGAAGGUGCUGGCGAUCAUAAGCGAGUGGAUAGAAAAGGUCGGGGUCAUUCAGAACAAACCGAAGCAGGGAGAGUUUUUGGGCUAUAUGCAGUACUUUUUUGAAGGGAAAAAAUAG